UUAACUAAGUUCAUGGUUUAGGGUUUUAGGGUCCGCCAUGGCGCUGCGGAGGUUUGUGGCCGCAUUCCCGCGGCGCCGCUGCCGCUCGCCCCCAAUCCAGGUUCGCUCUCGCCGCAUUUGCCUCAUCAUCGACAGCCGCGUGAUCGACAGCUACAGGGACGAGGACGAUGACGGCGAUGGCAGCAGCGGCGGCACUCACGCGCUGGCGCUGCCCGACACCACCGCCUACGCGAAGAAGCACAAUCUCAUCGUCCGGAGGUCGGAGCCGGACGAAAUCGCCGGCUUCUCCCUCCCAAAAGUCCCCGCCCUGGCCGGGAUGGCGCUGCCCGAGCUCCUGGGAUCCAAAACCUAUCGCCCCACGCGCCGGGACAACGAGCUCGUCAACGAUCUGUGCCAUCUCCUGGAGCAAGGCAGCGUCUCUCCCUGGGAGCUCGAGGACGUUGUCCGGAGCAAUGGCGGGGUUCUCAUGCCUUACCACGUCUGCGAGGUUCUCAAGCACUACACCCGGGACGUGGAGCUCGCCUACGCCUUCUUCAAGUGGGCCGACCUCCACUCGGGCUUCCAGCACGACAACUUCUCUUGCAACGCCAUCCUCAAGAUCCUGGGCUUGCACAGGCGCUACGACGAGAUCAAGAGGGUGAUGCUGGGGAUGGAAGAACAGAUGAUCCCCAUGACGUACGUCACAUAUAGGAUCCUCCUCCGGAUCUACGUCGACGCGUCCAUGGUGGAGGACGCGCUGGAAACGUUCCACAAGAUGGAGUUUUCGGAGAUCAAGCCGACGCUGGACGACUACCACUAUAUAAUGUUUAAGCUCAUCCGGCUCAAGUGCCCGCGGGUGGUGCCCAUGAUCUUCGAGAGCAUGAGGAAGAACCUCGUCCGGCCCAACACGCAGACGUACAACUUCCUCAUCAGCAGCCUUUGCUCGCUUGGAAAGAUGGCGGAGGCGCGCUGGCGGUUUAGCUACAUGAAGAAGUACUGCGACCCGGACGAGUUCACGUACGCGGCGCUCAUCAACGGGUUUUGCAAGUGCAUGGACACGGAGGUGACGCUUGAGCUGCUGGAAGAAAUGCUGGCCAGGGGCUUGCGGCCAAACUUGGCGCUCUUCAACAUGAUGAUGGACGCGCACUCGAGGAGUGGCAAGCACGAACAGGUGAUCGCUCUGUUCGAGAGAAUGGUGGAGCACGAGUGCCGGCCGGAUCCAAAGUCGUACAGAGUUUUGGUGGAGGCGUUUGCGGUGUCUGGGAGGAUCGACGAGGCUUUCGGUUUUGUACAGAGAUAUGCCGACAGCGAGAACGCUCCGCACCUGGGCGCUUACAACACGCUCAUGAACAGGCUUGGCAAGGCGAACAAGGCCCAUGCCGCUCUCGAGAUUUUCUACAAGAUCAAGGACAGGCCGAACUACAAGCCGGACCUGGUCACGUACAACGUUUUGAUCGACUUGCUGGGAAAAGUUGGGAAGAUCGACGAGUGCUGGAGCUGCUACCAGAAGAUGAGGCUUCACUUCCAGCCGGAUAUAUUCUCCUACAACACCUUGCUGGGAAGGCUGGGGAGGGCCGGGAGAGUUGAUCUCUUUGCAAGCGUCCUGGACGACAUGAGCAGAGACGGCGUUCAGCAGGACCGCAUCACGUAUGCCAUUCUGGUGGAAGGAUACGCGAGAGCUGGCAAUCUGGACGUUGCGCUCGCAUACUUGGAAGAGAUGAAGAGCUCUGGCUUCUCUCCGACUCCAAGCGCCUUGGAAGUUCUCGUGAACUCUCUGCUCAAGGCCGGGAGAUUUGGAGCAGCGGAGGCUGUCGUCCAGGAGAUGGCAGCUAUCAACGGUGGUCCUGGGAAGAAAAUUGUUACUGGCACAUUAGCAGCGUAAACAGGGAUGGAGAAAAACCGUGAUGGUGCUAAAUAACAACACUUCCAGUCCAGCAUGAGGAGAGGGCGGCGGGCAUAUUCUGGCCAAUCGCUUAAGCACAAGUCCGAGAGGAAGGCACGAGCUAUGGCGGCGACUUAACAGCUUUGCUCGAGGCACAGUGAUCUGAUCCGGGCUGGGAAUAGGAGGCAGGAGAUUAUGUAGGAUUUGACGCUGCAUCGAGGAUGUUCUCCUGCUUCAACCCAAAGUACAAGAGACAACAGAAGGCGGCGUCAUUCAAGAUCAUCACUUUGAACGUGGAGGAGGCUAGUCAUCUGGGAAGCAACGAGGCAGUGUCAUUCAGUGCUCGUGACAUAAACCAAGCGACCGGGAACUACUCUCCGUCUCGGAAGAUCGGGCAAGGGGGAUUUGGAACUGUCUACUAUGGAAAGCUUCGUGACGGUACUCCAGUUGCUGU
Molecule: messenger RNA, 2315 nt
Organism: Selaginella moellendorffii
Lineage: Eukaryota; Viridiplantae; Streptophyta; Lycopodiopsida; Selaginellales; Selaginellaceae
Product: pentatricopeptide repeat-containing protein At1g09900
Exons: 2
Coding region: 38-1861 (607 amino acids)
Molecular function (GO): protein binding
Source: RefSeq, a predicted model, not a curated record